This is a messenger RNA of Entrophospora sp. SA101, 823 nucleotides long. The record is from the annotation of a GenBank genome assembly. NCBI's taxonomy places the organism in Eukaryota, Fungi, Glomeromycota, Glomeromycetes, Entrophosporales, Entrophosporaceae.
AUGAUUGGUUCUGUUGUGAAAGAUUACCUAAACAAAAAGAAAAAUAUUUUCAAGGAAUACAAAUUUGAUCAUGUUUUCAAACCUGAUAGCACUCAAGGACAAGUAUACGCUGAGGUCGCUGCUGACGUUGUCCAAUCGGUGGUCGAUGGGUACAAUUGUUGCAUUUUUGCUUAUGGUCAAACAGGUGCGGGGAAAACUUACACAAUGCAAGGUUCUGAUGAUACUCCGGAAAGUGAGGGUCAAUUCAUCGAAAUAUAUAAUGAUCAAAUCUAUGAUUUGCUUAUCUCACAUGGAGAAUCCAAAGAUGUGAAGAUAACACAUGACAUUGAAGAGGGUUCAACAAGGAUUGCUAAUGUGAAAACAGUGAACCUUGAAUCACCAGAUUGUGUUAAUCAAGUACUUAGAUUCGCAACAAAGAACCGAACUGUUGCUUCUACAAAAAUGAACGAUAAUUCUUCAAGAAGUCACAGCAUAUUUAUGAUUCAUAUCAAAGGUUCUAAUUCUGUUACAAAUGAGAAACUAUCGGGUUCCUUGAACCUUAUUGACCUGGCAGGUUCAGAGAAAAUAUCAGCUUACGAAUCAACUGGAGAUCUUCAAGUUGAAACGAUAAAUAUUAACAAGAGUCUCAGCAGUCUAAAAACAGUUAUACAAAACAUAAAGGAAAAUGCGAGCCAUAUCAAUUACCGUGACUCCACCUUGACCUAUGUUUUGAAGAAUUCAUUAGUUAAUAUUUCCCCGGUAAGAUCAUCUCAAGCGGAUACUGAAAACAGUUUAGAAUUUGGGCUUAUUGCAAAAGCAGCUCACAUCGGCAUCGCAAAAAAAG